CUCGGGGGCGGGGGCGGGGGGCGCGGGCACCGGAGACCCCGGUGGCGGCAGCGGCGGCCGGGGAAAACCGCGGGGCCGGUCAUGCGGCUGCGGGGCCCGCGGCCCGGAGCGUCCGCCCAGCCCUGAGAGAGGCCCCACAGGGCGCCCCCCGCCGCUCAGGAUGAGUCACUGCAGCAGCCGCGCCCUGACCCUGCUGAGCAGCGUGUUUGGUGCCUGCGGCCUGCUCCUUGUGGGCAUCGCGGUCAGCACGGACUACUGGCUGUACAUGGAGGAGGGGACCGUUUUGCCGCAGAACCAGACCACCGAGGUCAAGAUGGCGCUGCACGCUGGCCUCUGGAGAGUCUGCUUCUUUGCAGGUCGGGAGAAGGGGCGCUGUGUGGCUUCUGAGUACUUUCUUGAACCAGAAAUCAACUUGGUGACGGAAAACACGGAGAAUAUUCUGAAGACAGUGCGCACGGCUACACCCUUCCCAAUGGUCAGUCUCUUCCUCGUGUUCACCGCCUUUGUCAUCAGCAACAUCGGCCACAUCCGACCUCAGAGAACCAUCCUUGCUUUCGUUUCUGGCAUCUUUUUCAUUUUAUCAGGCCUCUCCUUGGUGGUGGGCUUGGUCCUGUACAUCUCCAGCAUCAACGACGAGGUCAUGAACAGGCCCAGCAGCUCUGAGCAGUACUUUCACUAUCGCUACGGGUGGUCCUUUGCCUUCGCUGCUUCCUCUUUUCUUCUCAAAGAGGGGGCCGGAGUCAUGUCGGUGUACUUGUUCACCAAGCGCUACGCGGAGGAGGAGAUGUAUCGCCCGCACCCGGCCUUCUACCGACCGCGUCUCAGCGACUGCUCCGACUACUCCGGCCAGUUUCUGCAGCCCGAGGCGUGGCGUCGAGGCCGCAGCCCUUCCGACAUCUCUAGCGACGUCUCCAUUCAGAUGACGCAAAAUUACCCUCCGGCCAUCAAGUACCCGGACCACCUCCACAUCUCCACUUCGCCGUGCUGAGGCUGGAGUCCCUCCCUUUCCUCUUCCUCCCUCCCCUCUCCCGCGCCUCACCCAUGAAGCCCCAAUUCCUCAAGGAACUCUAGGCUGAGGGAUGCUGUGCCAUCUCCAAGCUCCUACCCAUCAUCCUCAUUUCAACGGCUCCACCCUUUCCCCAAUCUCUCCUCAUUGAUUCAUUAUACUUCCACAUGCUUCCUUCCUCACCUCGCCCCCGUGAGCCUUUCCCUGAGGUCCCUCCCCACCGGUUAAUUCCAACCGAGCUUACUAUCUUCCGGCGGUAUCUUGCACCUAGCUCCCCCAACUCUGCCAGACUCCCGCUUCCGGGUAGGGGUGCUGGGCUGGAGAGUGGGUGUGGCAGCCGCUGGAAUGCCCUGGAACUACCCCUCCGUUCUCUCCUGGCACACCACCAGGUGCCCUGCAGGUCGCUGGUGGCGGCGGGUGGGGAUAAGCUUGCUCAGCCUAUAGGGAUAUGACUAUGACUGACCUUGACCUUUCUGUUGCCUCCCGGAGACUCCAUUUUCUCUCUUUUCUCCUCUGGAAGGUGACCUUCUUUCUUUCUUCUAAUGUAUUCUUCUUCUUCCUCCCCCCCCCACUUCUUCCUCCUCCUCUGCCUUUCCCUCUCCCACCUCCCCUUCCCACUUAUCUUUUCCUCUCUCCACCUGCUCAUCCGAAGCCCCUAGGUGCAUCCAGCCUCUCACACCAAACAAGGAUGGGACCCCAGGGUGGAGGGAGGGUCCCUCAUGCUAUCUCCAUACCUGUGCCAGCCUCUUCCCCCUCGAGGCUCUUUCGGGGGAGGGAGGGGCAGUAGCGGGGGUUAGCACCCCCCAAAACCUCUGUCUUCCAUUUUCUGGUACUCCCUCUCAUCCAUGUCCCUCUUCCCACCUCAAAUCCCCAAACUCUGGCCUCUUUCAAGGGCCUGGUCUCCCCCUUGGACAGACUGGGGGGGGGCGGGGGAGGUCGCCAGAAAACCGCCCACCCCACUCCCUUUGUUAGGGGAGGAGGGGCGAGGGAGCACAGAGUUAACACACGGAACCAGAACGGCCCCGGGGUGGGGGGAGGGGGGCAGGGGAGGGACGGGGGCUUUUAGUUUGCAUCUUAGGUGGGAGGGGGGAGGGAGAACAGCAGCAGUUAUAACCUGUCUUUACGCAGCGAUUUUUAAUGAGUCUAGGGGAGGGGGGAGGGAAGCAAUAAGGGUGGGGAACCGGUGGGGUGGGGGGCCUGGCUCUGUUAUUUACCGUGUAUCAUAUGUAAAUAUCAAUAAACUUUAUUUCAAACA
Messenger RNA from Mus pahari (shrew mouse), 2261 nucleotides. RefSeq names its product calcium voltage-gated channel auxiliary subunit gamma 7 (gene Cacng7). Gene Ontology annotation, cellular component: postsynaptic density membrane; AMPA glutamate receptor complex. NCBI's taxonomy places the organism in Eukaryota, Metazoa, Chordata, Mammalia, Rodentia, Muridae. Gene Ontology annotation, molecular function: channel regulator activity; voltage-gated calcium channel activity. The transcript is spliced from 6 exons. The coding region runs from base 161 to 988 and encodes 275 amino acids. The record is from RefSeq and is a predicted model, not a curated record. Gene Ontology annotation, biological process: transmission of nerve impulse; neurotransmitter receptor transport, postsynaptic endosome to lysosome; postsynaptic neurotransmitter receptor diffusion trapping.